UUCUGCUGUCACCGCAGCAGAUACGGUGUCAGACGCGAACGGCUCGGCGAAAAAUCUAACUUCAAGCAGUGAUUGUUUUGACGUUACGUUACCCGACGUUUUCUCAAUAGGCAAGUGCAUCCAGGAACAGCGGGACUUAUGCCAAGAAAAGACAAGGCUACCUCGAGCUAUCGUGGCGGUCGGUUGCACUUUGCUGGGAGCUUUUGCAGAUUUAGACACCGUCAGCGCUGUGAUGUUGAUCCGAGACAUCUAUGUCGCCCUCGCAGAGAGGAGGUUUCACAACGCUGGAAACGUCGUGGAUUAUUACUUAUAUGCAAAAAAAUUCAGCGGGCACAUCGGUGACCAAGUAUGCGGAGGAGAAAUUAAGAUUACAUUGCCCAAUAUAUGGACUAAGUGUGUCAACGAAAACUUGGCUGGGUGCGUGAAAGGAGAUAAAGUCAGUGAGAGCAAAAUCCAGUCAAUAAUACACCUUGAAGAGUGCAUCGCCAGGGACUUCUUCGACCGCGUUCCGCAAGAUGCCAUCGAGGACAUGUUUUGUGACUUUCUCAAGAAUGUGCAAGUUACUUCGGCUGCUGCCUUGAAAGCAAAGGGCUUACUAAUGCUGAUAUUCAAGGACAAAUGUAAGUGAUACCGUC
Messenger RNA from Rhipicephalus sanguineus (brown dog tick), 635 nucleotides. RefSeq lists its product as uncharacterized. NCBI's taxonomy places the organism in Eukaryota, Metazoa, Arthropoda, Arachnida, Ixodida, Ixodidae. The transcript has 8 exons. The coding region runs from base 233 to 628 and encodes 131 amino acids. The record is from RefSeq and is a predicted model, not a curated record.